GUCGAAGUGCGGGAAUAUAUAAAGAGGCGGGGAAUUCGAUUUUGACAAGGAUUUUAAAUUCAUUUUUGCAAGAUUGCACUGUUUUAUGGCCGCUGCAAACCUUGGACAAGCUUCGUCUUGUUUAUGAGGUAUCAGAGAUGGCAAAAGAGUGGUGGGAAGGCGAAUUAGCGAACGAUAUACACGGCGUACUUCGCAAAAAGGAGUUAACUUUAGCACAGUACAAGGCUUCGUCUCCCCAACUCGCUGUUCGCAGAUAUUUAGUAGACUGGUUGGCGAUAAUCUUCGAGAAAAUCGGAUCCUCUUAUGGCAUUUUGCAUUUAAGUGUGGCCCUUAUGGAUUAUUUUAUGGAUAAUCAUGAUAUACCCGAACCACAAUUGCAUCUUGUAGCGCUCACUUGCUUUUUACUUGCAGGUACAGCAAUUAUAAAACAACCAUGUGCUACGUUUUUAAUAUUUUAAAAUAUUCUUUUUUAAAUCCAAAAUCUCAUUCUGUUGAUAGUUAAGAUAAAAGUUAUAAUAUUGAGUUUCAUAUUUUAUGCCAAAAUCUUAACUGGAUAAUUUUUUUUUGAAUGGGUUUAUAAAAAUGGGAGAGGAUAGCAAAUUCCACAUUUAGCAGUAUGUCCAAGGGGUGCUCAUUUGCUUUUCCCGGGUGGUUUAUUGGCUGAUCGCAUUAUUAAUCCGUACCCCCCCUAUUGAGGACAUGUGGAAUUUCCAAUGCCCCCCUGCAAAAGUGAACCAAAAAUGAAGGAAUUUCCAUGGGAGGGUCCAAAUUUUAAAGCAAAUCUGCGGAAAUUCCAAAGGGUAGGUAAGAAAAUUGAGUAAAACGUAUGGAAUUUCCAUGGGAGGGUCAACAAUGGAAAAGAAAUUCCAAAGGAUAGGAUAAAAAUCAGCAAGGAAUUUUCCAAGGGAUAGCUACUAAUCAAAGAAUCAAUACGGAAUUUCCACUGGCUAGAUGAAAAACUGUCAAGGAAUUUCCAUGGGAUAGGUUAAAAGUUCGUAAAAAAUUUGCGGAAAUUCCAUGGGCAGGGCUAAAAUUCAAUAAAAAUCUGCGGAAAUUCCACAGGGGAGGCUAAAAAUUCGCUUAAAAUAUGUGGAAAUUCCAGGGGAGGGGGGACCAAAAAAUGGAUGUCCUCAAUAGGGGGGUGCGGAUUAAUAAUGCGAUCAGCCAUUUAUUCAUUUUAAGAGAAUAAUUUUAAUUUCUUUUGCUUUAAAGCAAAGUUUGAUGAAAUUGAGAACAGGAUCCCUACCAUCGAGCAGCUCAACUCUUUCGUACACAACUCAUUUGACCGGUCAGAGUUUCAUGCCAUGGAAUUGUUGCUACUGGAUCAUUUUUCAUGGAAUGUUGAUCUCCCAACUGCAGCUAGUUUUGUUGACAUGUUCCUUGUUCACUCGGUGCUGAACGAUGACAACCAUUCAGGACGUCCAUUGAAUAACUGCACUAAAGCAAGAGUUUAUGUCAAGAAAUAUGUGUAUUACUUCUUAGAAAUCUCAUUACAAGGUACUUCUCCCCUACCAAAAGGCAGUUUAACCCCCUCCCAAGGUAUCCCCCCUCCUUAAGGCAGUUUAUCCCCAGCUUAAGUCUAGCCAGUAACCCACCAACAGAAAAUGUUCUACUGCAUAGUGUGGUCUGCACUCUGCAGCAGCAAAACUCUGCCCUUAAUUUUGCUGUGAGAAAUUUGAAUGAACACAAUUGUACCUACCCCUCCUCCCUUCAAGCAUCCUCUCUAGGUGGUGCAUGCUGGAAUGACGUAUUCAUAAUCACUAUGUUUUUACUCUUAGAUCAUAAAUUCCUAUCAUUCAAACCUUCAGUAGUCACAGCAGCGGCAGUCGCAGCAGCAAGAUCUUGUCUUCAUCUAACACCAACUUGGAAACCUGCACUUGUGGAACUGAUCCAAUACGAGUACUUUGAAAUAUGUGAAUGUGUCGAUCUUAUGCUCAAGUAAGUGUAAUUUUUUUAAGGUCACAGGUUCAGGUUUCCUAAACUAAACUAAAAUUUGUUCAAUGAAAGUAGAACAGAUUUAUAGUCUCUUAGGAUCAAAAUGGAGCAAAACCUUUCCAGCAUGUCAAAUGCACUCAUUCCACAGACCGAUAUACAGUCACAUGCAGAUGAACACAUAUAGUCACCAUUUAACUAUAUUCCACCUAGCAAUGAUAUCAGUACCUCCCUAACAACCAACUAUUAACUAUACACAGUUCCUCCUAUACUUAUAUAGAAUAACCAACCUUGGUAGAUGUACAGUGGUAAAAAAAUGCAGAUUAACAAUAGAAUAUUUUAAUUGUUUAUUUUUCAGAGCUCAUGAUGCAGAUGAAAAGGCAAUGUCCAGUUCAGCCCAGAUUGCCGUGCAAUCUACUGGGCAAUCUACUGCAAUAUCAAGUACAAACUAACAGCAUGGUAUAUACAAUAGAAAUAUAAUAAAAAUUACUAUUUAUAAAAAAAACAGAUAUAUGUAUAUAUAUAUUCAUUGGUAUGGGUGGAUUUAUAUUUUGGCUCAGGAUGUAAAAACAUGAACUGAUAAUAUAUUGAAAAAUAUUGAAUGUGAUAUAAUUAGUGUGAACAUUUUGUGUAGAAGUAUAUUGAAAUGUGUAGUUUAAUAGAGUAGUGUUAACUAAAUAGUACUGAACUGAGAUUGCUAAUAUAUCAAAGAUUAAUGUUAUACUAUUAAAGUUCAAAAAAUAUAUUGGGUAGUUAAAAAAUAACUAUUAAAAAAAAGAUGCAAUAUAUAAAUUAAAGUGUAUAGUUUUUGUCCUAUUUUAUUCCAACUUUUUAAAAAAUUGUUCUAAAUUUUUACCUUACGCAAAACUUUGAGCAUUUCAGAAAAUGGAGCGAAAAAUUUCAUGGCCAAAUGGAAAAGUGAAAAAACUCUGGGAGGAUUGUUGAAAAACGGUAUUAUUCCACCGCCACCAGACUCUUUGCGAGAACUGCAGAGUACAUCGAUUUAGUACAACAAUUUGGACUAUAAUAUACUAGACCCAUUGAACAGUUAGGAACCUUUAGGAAUGAACUUCUCAAAUCUCUAUCUUCAUAAUACUCAUACAGUACAUUUAAAAUAUAACUUACUAACUCUUUGUAUCCUUGUAAAUAUGUAUAGCAUCAUGUAUCCUAUACUAUAGUCUCAUAAUUUUUCAUGUAUAUCAUAUAUAUCCAUAUACCAAUAUGUAAAUACUGCACGCACACUAUAUAGUAUACUAUUGUAUACUUUGUAUUUUAAUGUUUUGCAGGAACCAUCCGAAAAACACUUCUUGUGAUGUUGGUUUCCUGAAUAAAUAAAUAUAAUCAUUCAUUCAACGCCGAGAUGUAAUAUUUCAAAACCGAUUAUGUCUAUGCAUGACUAUGAGGACUGGACGUCUAUAGGACUUAAAAUGACAUCUCAUACGAAUAAAUUACUACUGUGCUUAAAGUGAAGUGAAUUAAUUUUGAUCCAGUCCUAGGACUGAAUCAAUAUACUUCACCAGGUAUCCAGUAUUAACAUGUAUAGUAAGCAAAAUAAAGCAAUAUAUGGUUGGCUAAUUUACUCAUUAAUUUUUAAUGAGUUUGAGAUGUAGGUUAAACUUUUUCUGUAUGUGUUUAGUACAGGUUGCAUAGAUUAUCCGUGAUCUUAUCCUGUUCCGUUGGACGAAGUAUUCCAAAAAAAACAUCUUUUGGUCGCUUCUGUUAUAGCUGUGUAAGCUCAAUCGCAUCAGAACGGUUCCUUCUUUUGGGGUAUCUUCGCACACCUGAUAAAUUCAAACUGUUCCUUUUUCUUGUGUUAUUCUUUCUCCUGGAUGAAGAUACUACGUAUUGCGCCCCAAAGCCCUUUACACUGUCUGAAGUUCAAUAUGUACUAUGUAACAUGGUAAUCUGGAACAUUUAAAUUUAGUUCUGGUUGUGUUAUUCUUUCUUCUGGAUGAAGAUAUGUACAAUAUUGCGCCCAAAAAGUCCUUUACACUGUCUGAAAUUCAAGAUCUACUAUGUAACAUGGUAAAAUCGAACAUUUAGAUGUAGUCCUGAUUCAUCGGUUGAUUGCUUUAACUUGAUCGACAAAAUGUUUUUGAGACUGAAAAAGUACGCAGAACAACUCAUCCUUCAAUGAAUACCGAAUACUGGCUGGUAGUUCGACCAAAAUACGCUGUAUUGGGGAUCUUGAUAUACUGAAGAUCUUGGAUUUCACGGCAUAUAUGUCCCAUCAAUAUGAAACAAGAAAGGUGCUUCAUAUAGGUGUCAUCACAUCCUUCGAGUUGUCGGUACAGCUCACCACAACAAAUGUCUCUAUACUUUCCUUCGUCAUGUCUAUUGGCCUGUUGUAUACCGAUAACCAAUUCUCUUUCGACAAUCCUCUUCAAUCAAACUGCAACAAGGAUGUUAGAAAAUAGUUCUGCUAGUUGGAUACUGGGAACAACGUUAGGAACUCUGGCGUUGAAUUGCUCUUUAAAGAUCUGGAUCGUUUUUAACACACACGAAGUUGUUUAUCAGCGCCUCGCUUUCAACAGGCUUCAUGGUGUUUCGAAUCAUUGUAUCAUAAACUCCUUCUGUAAAGUUGAUAUAUUUAUAGUCCUAUAUACCUAUGUCUGCAGUCUUUGUUCAACGUUAUAAAACAAAAAUACAAGUUGAAAUAUAUAAUUCUUUAUAUAUACUUAAUUCCUGAGCCAGGUAUUGAAAAUAUUCUUCAUUUCUUCUCUUCUCUUUGCAGAACCGUUAUUUACAGUCGGAAUGAUCUUGUGAGGUUUGAUAAACUGCACAAACUGCUUUAGUUCUUUGAAACUGCUGUGUUCACUGUACGGCACACC
Molecule: messenger RNA, 4763 nt
Organism: Paramuricea clavata
Lineage: Eukaryota; Metazoa; Cnidaria; Anthozoa; Malacalcyonacea; Plexauridae
Source: the annotation of a GenBank genome assembly